GGACUAUGUGUUGGAACAUCAGGUCCUCACCACAAGCUCAGAGACGCAUGAUGUGGAGGUGUUCCAGGUACCUGGCAUUGGUCUGAUGGCUGCUAUGGCUCACCGCUCCACAGCUUCUGGUUCGGCACUGUACCUGUGGACCCGUAAAGGUUUCCAGCUCUACCAGAAUAUCACCACCCAGAAAGCAUUGGCCUGGAGACACUUCAGCGUGGGCAAGAGGACAUUUCUAGUGGUGUCAAAUUCUGAGGGAAGGCCAAAAGAGACAGACGUUUCUGUGAUUUACAAGUGGAGUAAGAGAAGAAAACAGUUUGUGCAUUUCCAGACUCUGCAGACCCACUGUGCACAGGACUGGGAGGCCUUUAAAAUCAAUAAACAAACCUAUCUUGCUGUUGCCAAUCAUAGACAAGGUAAUAAUAAUCACACUAUAGACAGUGUGAUAUACAAAUGGAACAUGUUAACAAAGUCUUUUGAGGUUUACCAAAUGCUGCCAACCACAGGGGCCUAUGACUGGGAGUUCUUCACAGUCGGACCGUACCAUUUCCUGGUGGUCGCAAAUGCGUUUGAUGGAGUGACCACAUCUGUAGACUCUGCCAUCUAUGUUUGGGUCAAUGGAAGCUUCCAGGUGUUCCAAACAAUUAAGACGUUCUGCGCCACAGACUGGGAAAUGUUUAAGAUUGGCAGCAGAGUCUUCUUGGUUGUUGCCAAUGGACACAGAUACCAAGGUAACGGACCUGGUCGAUAUGCCAUCAACUCUACAAUCUAUGAACUGGACAUGAAUGGACAGAUGUUUGUCCGCUUCCAGGAUAUCAUCACCUACAGUGCAGUGGACUGGGAGUUUUUUAGCCUUGGGGAGGAACAUUUCCUGGUUGUUGCUAAUUCUUUUAACGGAGAAUCUUACUCAACAGCAUUCUCUACAGGUGGCAGGGAUAUGAAGGCUUUGUUCCUGUUCAUUGGAUUCCAACCAUUGGGUGUAGUGACUGGGAAUUUGUUUAGCUCUAAAGGAGAAUCAUAUCUCAUCUACUCUAUAAGUCCUUAA
Molecule: messenger RNA, 1036 nt
Organism: Monopterus albus (swamp eel)
Lineage: Eukaryota; Metazoa; Chordata; Actinopteri; Synbranchiformes; Synbranchidae
Product: thrombospondin-type laminin G domain and EAR repeat-containing protein-like
Exons: 8
Coding region: 86-1036 (316 amino acids)
Biological process (GO): signal transduction
Source: RefSeq, a predicted model, not a curated record